AUAUUUCACUCUUAUUUAUUUUGUAUAUAACUUAUGUAAAACAUACUCCAAAAUUGAAAAUAAUGAAUUCACUUCGUUUGUUAUUUUGGGUUGUUUUGAUAUUAUUCGGAUAUUUUCAGUUCAAUGUGAUAUGUUUGAUAGUUGAAGGAAAUUUAAUCACUAUUCAGGAUUGGUCUUUUAUUGCGCGAUUUUGUUAUCUUUCACAAGAUGGAGCUAUGACUUUCAACUUUGAAUAUCCCCAAGAUGCAUGUUGUCAAGAAAUUAUUCUUUACUUUGAUGACCAGUGGCCACAUGUUUAUCCUCAUCCAGAAAUGACAUGUAAAGAAAAAGUUGCUGUCACUAUUCCAAAGAAUAAUCAAAUAAUGAAUUUAGAUUUGGUUUCAAAUAGCAACUGCUCAUUAUAUUCACAAAUAUCUGACCAACCUCUAUUGAAGUGUUAUGGUAAAAGGACUAUUAAAGCAAGUCGAGCAAGAUGGUGGUAUAUAGUUGUUGCAAAGUGUCAGUCAAAGCAGGGACUUUCUCUAAAGUACUCUUUGGAGAUGACUAAUGGCAACAGUUUUUGGACAAAACAAUUUUCUGCUGAUGAAGCAAAUAUUUUACAGACAGAGAUAUUGUUUCUAAUUCUAUCUAUAUUAGUGUUUUUACUAACUAUCUUUUUUGCUUUUUUAUUACGCCGACGUCAAUUACUUCAUACUACAUACAAAAUGUUUCUUGGCAUCACAUUUUUUGAAUUAGUUUCAGUUAUUUUCAAUGUUUGUUAUUAUACCGGCUAUGGUUUAAGUGGAAAACCUCAAGAAGGUUUACAAAAUUUUGCAAGAGGAAUGCAUUGCAUUGGUGAUCUUAUUUUUGUUGUUCUUUGCAUUUUGCUUGGAAAAGGUUUUACUGUAACAAGAGGGAAGAUCAGUUCUCUUGGGCAAGUUAAACUAUCUGUUUUUACAACAUUGUAUGCUAUCACUUACAUAGUAUUAUUUAUCUAUCAAACAAAAUCUUUUGAUCCAGGUUAUGUUCUCUAUUUGUAUGAGAGUCCAGCAGGAGUUGGUGUAUGUAUACUUAGGAUUAUUGCAUGGGUUUGGUUUUGCUAUGGUAUUUACUUCAGUUUAAAGAAUUAUCCUCAUAAGCGCCUUUUUUACUUUCCAUUUUGGUUAUUUUAUACAUUGUGGUUUCUAAGUGGACCCUUGGUGGUUUUGUUGGCAUCAUAUGUUUUUGAAUCAUACAUGAGAGCACAAGUAAUGAAUGCUGUUGACAGAACCAUUGCAUUUAUGGCUUCAGUUUUUUUUUUAGUUUUAACUCGCCCAUCUCAAGCUAAUACUAAUUUUCCAUAUCAUGUUCGUACAUCACAAAUUGGCAUAAUGGAGAAUAAUAAUCCAAGCGACAAAGAAAACUUCGAUCAGCAUAUGUAUGCACCUGCUAUUGAUCUUAACGAAAAUCAGAAAAUCACAGUAUUGUUUUCUGUUAUCAAGUCUGAUUUAGUGGAAAGCGAUUCUAGAGAAAUAAAAAAUCUAGUGAAUAGCAAUCAAACACAUAAUCAAAUAUUUGCUUACGAUGAAUAUCCGCAAUAUCAUCUUCAUCAAUUGCAUCAUCAAAAUAAUACCACUCUAAGAUCUAUUGAAGGUAGUGCAUCUGCUAACCAUUCACCAGCUUACUUAAGCACCAACCAUUCAACAAAUCUAGAUUUAAAUAAUUCAGCUAUUAUAAAAUUUGGUGGUUUAAAUCAUUCGCUUUCUUCUAAUAGUAAAACAGACGAUUUGUAUCAAACAAAUAAUGCGAACACUUUACAUCACCAAGAUAAAUACCAGACCUCUAUAUUUCAGGCGUUAGGAGCACCUCAAAUUAGCAAUGAUAGUUUUCAUACAAAAUCUGAAAUUUUUAAAGAAAAAGUUAAAAAGAAUUCCGUUGCAUUAGAAACGCAAAAUUCUGAUCAAAAUAAAUUUAUUGAAGAAAAUGACAAGAAAGACUUAACAUCUUCUAAAUUUAUUCAAGAAAAUCAAGAGAAAGACUUGACAUCUUCUAAAUUUAAUAAAGAAAAUAUAGAUAAAAACUUAUCAUCUUCUAAAUUUAUUAAAGAAAAUCAGGAAAAAGACUUAACCUCUUCUCAAUUAUUUUCACAUGUUGAGUUAAAUACGGUUUCUAAAUCAGAUGCAAAUAUUUUUUUGAAGGAGCCGGAAACCACUUCUUUAGCAAAAAGUAUAUUACCUAAUAAUCGAUUGCCUCCUCUGACUUCUUUCCAAGCUAAUAGUUCAAUUGUGUAAAUUUUUUAUUUUUUUUUUUAUUUUAAAAUGUCUGAAAAUUUUUUUCAAAAAAAAGAAAAAUGUUUUCUACUAAAUUUUAAUUUGGAAAUAUUCUUUAUUUCUAUUACAAAUACCUUUGUAUAUUCUUCUUUAAAAUGUCUUUUACAAAACAUGGCGGUU
Hydra vulgaris (swiftwater hydra) is the source of this 2408-nucleotide messenger RNA. Its product is annotated as transmembrane protein 145. The record is from RefSeq and is a predicted model, not a curated record. Gene Ontology annotation, biological process: G protein-coupled receptor signaling pathway; response to pheromone. NCBI's taxonomy places the organism in Eukaryota, Metazoa, Cnidaria, Hydrozoa, Anthoathecata, Hydridae.